This is a messenger RNA of Sclerotinia trifoliorum, 4172 nucleotides long. The record is from the annotation of a GenBank genome assembly. NCBI's taxonomy places the organism in Eukaryota, Fungi, Ascomycota, Leotiomycetes, Helotiales, Sclerotiniaceae.
UCAUCUCAUCUAGCUACGCAAUAAUAAUGCGCUUCAACACUCCCACGCUUCGAACCUUCCACACUUCCACACUUCCACACUUCUACACUUCCACACUUUCACACUUCCACGCUACGCUACCUGACCUUUUACUAUCCUCACUACCCAAUAGUUACUAUCCACACCAUCCAAUCGGCAUUCAUUUCUCCCUUCACUAACCUCACUCCAGAUUUCACUACUUUGAACUAUCCCUAUUUUUUUAUUCCUGCCAAAACUACCUACCUAGCCAGUAUUAUUAUAUCGAUCAAUCAUUGAUCUCUUUUACUACUAUAUACUCCGUACUCUUAUAUCUUUCGACUUUUAUAUCAUAGAGUGUUCAUCUUUACAUAUUACCGGCAAGAAGCCCUUUUCGUACAUAUCUUAUCCGCAUCAUCUAUUUCGAAAUAUAUUAUCAAAACCCUUCCAUUGAAGUCAAAGUUGAAGUUUUACACUUUGGGAUAUCAAUUCAAUGCUCUUUGACCAAUAAAAUCCAACUGCUAUAGGCCCUAGUGCCGCAACUACUAGUAACCCGACCCAGACUCACCCAGUCCUUUAAGUUUCAAUGUUUGUUUAAACUUUUGAAUCCAGACCCUUUAGAACCCCCCCCUCCUCAUCCACCACAGUUUUGGUUAGAAUAUUUUCUAACACUCUGUCAUCGAACAGGAGUCUAGAAUCACAUUCGCGCAUAAUUCCAUUUACCGGGGUUUCCAUUGUGGUCGACACCCUCAAUUAACUUCUCUCCGACCCAUCCAUCAUUUUCUCGUCGAUCAAUAGAGAAAGCCCCACUGUUGGAUGAGGUGCAAUCUCAUACCGGUACUCUGGCACUCAUAUGCUCUUUCGAAAACAUAUCCCCCUACCAUUUCCAUUGUACCUUGUCGUCGAUGACCUUUGCUUCGAUCGUUUUGGCUAAGGCAAACAGCGUGCGAAACGCUUGACUAAAUGCUUAAUGCAUUCAUACCCACGAUUAAACCGGAAAUUGGAAUGCAAGUGCCACGAUAUCGUCGUGAGGGCUUUGAGGGAAAGCCUUGCACUUCGAGAAUAUACAAACCCCAACGUCAAAGAGUUAGACGAACACAGACACAGACUCCGAUAAAAAAUCCAUUCCUUGAGAGGAUUGGGGAGGAAAUGACGGGGGUAACGGGAACAGGGACACGAGCACCACACGAUCUCAUAGACAGAGAAACAUUGUGCUUGUCAGACUUCACAGACGAUUCCAUACUGCAUGGCGGUGAUGAAGGCUUUACAAACACAUUGGGUCGAUGCUUCCCGGCUGCCGCGGAAAGCAAUGCUUUGGAACGCUUGGUUAAACUGAAAUCUCGGCUCCGCAAGGCUGCCACCUACGACUUCUGGAGAGUAUUGAUGGAGGAAAUGUGCGAUAUAACAGGAGCUCAGUGUGGAUUGGUUGCUAAACGAAUGCCGGUGGAUGAACAGGAUACCGCUGGUGAACUUCCAGAAUUUGGAGAAGAAGGCUCAUGUUUAAUGGGUGUUGCUUUUUAUACCAAAAGUGGGGAUCAGGAACCUAAACUUGAAAGAGAUUACAAGUAUACGGCCUUUGGUACACCUUGCGCUUAUAUGAAAUAUGACAAAGUAGUCAUUGUACCCGAGAGAAUGAAGGAGGUAACACCUAACAGUGCAGACAUAAUGCCAUGCAGUCAAUCAGAGGCCUUUAUCGGCGUGCCAUUAUCUGUGGAAGACAAAUCUUUUGCCCACUUUGCAUUAUUAUGGUCCGAAGAGGGUGCCCAAAGAAGGACGCUUAGUUGGAGCUUCAUAGAAAUGUUCAUGCAUUCUCUUGAAGACAUGAUUCUCCAGCGCAUAACGGAGGGGCACGGUUUCGCUAAAGAGACUAAUUUCCCAGAGUCCCUUCCAGCACAGAUCAUACCUUUUUCACCUAUCACCGCUUCGCAGUCACUUAAACCAUACGCCCGAAGCCUAUCCCACGAGCUAAGGACACCUAUGCAAGGAGUAGUAGGGAUGCUAGACAUCAUGUACUCAACUGUACUCGAUGCUGUCGCAAACCAACAGGAUGAGCGGGCUCGAUCUGUUUUUGCAGAUCUCAAAGGCAAUAUUGAGAUUGUGCAGGGUAAGUGAAUCCCAUCGUUAUGGUUACCUAUUUGAUACUGAUCUUACACAGAAAGCUCUAGAAGGGCAAUAGAAGCAGCCGAUAAUGUCGUCCACGCAUACGAUCUUAACAUGCAAAUGCCCGAUGUUCCUUUAACUCCUGAAGAUGAUGGAAAUAAAUCUUUUGUACUAACGCCAAACUAUUACCAGCCUAACGAUGCCCAUUUACAGGACGCAUUUUCAUCUCCAACUUUGAACAAACGAAAUCGUUCUGAAGACCUUGAGCUCAAUUUAGGAUCUCCUCCUAAACGUACCUUCACUUUAUCCGAGCGAGAAAUGUCGCGCCAUUUAAGGGAUAUCGAUUCCACAAUAGUUUCUACGACAAGUUCAAGCUCGGAGAAUAUUAUUCGAUCCACAGUCACAAUGACUUCGGACGUACAGAUGGAGUCAGAUGGCUUUCCUUUCGCCUCGAAACCCAGUCCACUUACUUCGCCGGCUUCCAUGAACUCGGGGCAUCAACGUAUCAUCACCCGUGAUUUUAUGCGGAAUCUUAUCAGUGAUGCUCUCAAAAGCGAUUAUCCAACCAGAGAGCACCAUACCAUAACCGAAUUUGGUGAGAUGAUUGAAGUGAGAACACAAGGGUCAAGGGGUGAAAUGCAAGAGUGUUUAAUUGAAUUAGUGAUCCAGCCCGACGUUCCGGAGGCCAUUCUUACUGAAGAACAGCAUUUACAAUUCUCAAUUUCAAAAAUAAUCGAUAACGCAAUCAAGUUUACGGACGGUGGCAGGAUCACAAUAACGGUCAAACUUAAUAGUACUGGGCACAUGGUCGAGGUAUGGGUGGUUGAUACAGGAUGCGGCAUUACCGAAGAAUCGAGAUUACGUCUAUUUCAACCUCAUUUCCAAGAGAAUGCAUCAAUUAGUCGACCGAAAGAUGGACUAGGCCUUAGUUUAUUCAACGCGAAAGCUCAUGUUAGGAAGAAUCUUGGUGGUGAUGUUACGUUGGAAAGAUCUGCAACAGAAGGUCCGUUUAAGGGAUCUGAAUUCCUGAUACGUCUUCCGAUAUCAGCUCUGGAUAUGAAAAGGUCGGUAACUCCACUAGUUGGCUCAUCGCCUAGUCACCCUCGAAUUACUCGAGAUGCCGUUAUAUCUCCUUAUACAACGGUUCCAAUAAAAACUCCACGUCGACGAGCAACUCCCAAUGCCAAUCUUGCCAAAGAAUACCCUCUCAACUUCCUCAUUGCAGAAGACAACGUAAUCAAUCGAAAGUUCGCUUUCACAGCCCUUAGCAGACUUGGCUACGGUGCAGAUAGCAUUACACUUGCAUUUGACGGUGCAGACGCCGUUCGUUCUUAUCAAGCCUCCUUAUCAAAAUCAUCGGGUCGCUAUGACAUUAUAUUGAUGGAUAUAUGGAUGCCAAAUAUGGAUGGUUACCAAGCUACAAGGGAGAUAAUGAAAUUGGCGGAAUCUCAUGGGCAAACGGCGACGAUUGUGGCGGUCACAGCUGAUAUCACAGAUGAUUGUUCGAUGAGGGCAAAGGAAGCAGGCAUGCAGAGUUUUUUAGCGAAGCCGUAUCGGGUUAUUGAUAUGGAGAAACUCAUUAUCGGGAAUUUUCAGCAGGGAGUAUUCUGCUGUUCGGAAUAAUGUGGCGUCUUUUUAUUUUCUCUUCUUUUGUAUAUUUGCAUUACAAUCUUGGGAUUUAAACAACUUAGCGGGCUAGGUUUUCAUGGCGUUUGGUAGAUGUCAAAAUAUUAGGAUAUUAAGACAGAAGACUGGUUGGGUACAGGAGCAUUCAGCGUAGCAUUAUGGAGUCUUCAGAUGUUUGUUUUUUGGAUCUUGGAGUUUUUAUUAUGAUCAGGGUGGGAGACCAGAUUGGUAAGGUUGGGGAGACAUGGGAAAUCAAUUACAGGAAUAGGAACAGGUAUGGGCGGGAAUUAUGUAUGAAUUAAUGUAUGGGAAAUAUCGGGAGGGUUUAGGUUACAUCUUAGUGCUAUUAAUUGCGGAAAUAUUGUCGAGGUAAAAGCUACUCGUGAGUGAGUUUUUGCUCCUCGUUAGACUUACAUUGGAUAUAUUAUUUGCCCAUACCACUCAAUUCAAAC